Molecule: messenger RNA, 2701 nt
Organism: Conger conger (European conger)
Lineage: Eukaryota; Metazoa; Chordata; Actinopteri; Anguilliformes; Congridae
Product: collagen alpha-1(XII) chain-like
Exons: 12
Coding region: 176-2290 (704 amino acids)
Biological process (GO): endodermal cell differentiation
Molecular function (GO): protein binding
Source: RefSeq, a predicted model, not a curated record
CUGCAGUCGGAACUCUUAGUAAUCGUCUGCACGAACCUGCCACCUCUUCUGAAGCUCGACCGCCAGAUUUCAACAAGGGCCUCUCCGAAGAAGCUUGGGUUUUCUUUCUUUUAAAAGAUCACUUAAAAAAACGUCCACAGUUCAUUCAAGUGCUGCUGAGCCAGAAAGACUAAAUAUGAAGAUAAGGCUGUCUUUGGCAGCGGUAGCCCUCCUGGCUGUACUAGUAACGUGGGUCGAUGCUCAAGAAGAAUGCUCACUCGGUGUGGAUGUACAAGCAGAUGUUGUUCUCCUGGUUGAUGGCUCGUACAGCAUAGGAUUGGCCAAUUUCGCCAAAGUGAGAGCCUUCCUAGAAGUUCUGGUGAAAACCUUCAACAUCGGACGAGACAAGGUCCAGAUCAGUCUGGUUCAGUACAGUAGAGACCCACAUACCGAGUUUGCCCUGAACACGCACAAUGAUCUUGAUGCUGUGGUCAAGGCGGUACGGACGUUCCCAUAUAGAGGAGGCUCCACAAACACGGGACGGGCCAUGACCUAUGUUAGGGAGAAGAUAUUUGUCUCAGCCAGAGGGGCGCAAACCAACGUGCCACGCGUCACGAUCCUCAUCACGGACGGGAAGUCCUCAGAUGCCUUCAAGGAUCCGGCCACGAGACUGAGGAGUACCGAUGUGGAGAUCUUCGCUGUGGGUGUCAAGGAUGCCGUCCGCUCGGAAUUGGAGGCCAUUGCUAGCGAGCCGAAGGAAACCCACGUCUACACUGUGGAGGACUUUGACGCGUUCCAGAGGAUAUCCAAGGAAUUGACGCAGUCCAUCUGUCUGAGAAUUGAGCAGGAACUUCUAAAUAUUAAGAAAAGGAGUUUAAUUGCACCAAGGUCGCUGACGUUCUCAGAGGUCACAUCCAGGAGUUUCCGGGCCAGCUGGCUCUCAAACAGCACGAACGUUCUGUCCUACUUGGUGCAGUUCAAAAAUGCAGAAGACCCAAAUGGAGACUAUGUGUCCAUUUCAGUGCCUGGGGACACUUUAACUGCUGUCCUGCCCCACCUCACACCCCUCACCAGAUAUGAGGUGAAUGUCUUCGCUCACUAUUUACUGGGAGAAAGCUAUUCUUUGACAGGAGAGGAGACCACAUUAGAGGAGAUCAAAUGUAACACCAGUGCCAAAGCAGACAUUAUCCUGCUAGUGGAUGGCUCGUGGAGCAUCGGGUUUAUGAACUUCAGGACCAUCCGCACGUUCAUUGGUCGCAUGGUGGGCGUCUUCAAUAUUGGCCCGAACCUGGUUCAGAUUGGCUUGGCUCAGUACAGCGAUGACCCCAAGACCGAGUGGCACCUGAAUGCUUACAAAACCUGUAAGGAAUUGUUGGAUGCUGUGGCCAACCUGCCAUAUAAAGGAGGCAACACAAUGACAGGCCUUGCUUUGAACAACAUCCUCCAGAACAACUUCAAACCCAAUGUAGGACUGCGACCUGACUCUAAAAAGAUUGGUGUGCUUAUCACUGAUGGCAAAUCUCAAGACGAAAUUAUCAUAAACUCUGAAAACCUGCGGAAGGAGGGAAUUGAGCUGUAUGCAGUCGGUGUCAAAAAUGCGGAUGAAAAUGAAUUGAGGUCCAUUGCCUCAGACCCUGAUGAUAUCCACAUGUACAAUGUGGAAGACUUUUCCGACCUGCUGGACAUUGUGGACAGACUCACCGAUAACCUGUGUAACAGUUUCAAAGGUUCAGAUGGCCCGGAGCCACCCACCAACUUGGAGACCUCGGAGAUGACCCACCGCUCCUUCCGCGCCACCUGGACUGCACCAGCAGGGUCCGUGGAGAAGUACCGGCUGGAGUACAUGAUCGCGGCCAGGGGGCCUACUCAUGAAAUGUCUGUCAAUGGAACAGUGACCACUGUGGUCCUCAAUAACCUGAAUCCUCUGACCGAGUACAUUGUCAAAGUUUUCGCCGUCUCUGAGGAUGUGAGCAGUGAGCCAUUGAAAGGCACAGAAAUCACCCUGCCAGUCCCCAGUGCGAGGAACCUGAGGGUGUCUGAUGAAACCACCACCACCAUGAAGGUCAGUUGGGACGCUGCUGCAGGGGCCACCGGCUACCAGCUGCUUUACCGUGCAGUCAACGCCACUGUUCCCUCAGAGGAGAAGGAGGUGCGAGUCGGGGGAGGAGUGACUGAGGUCCACCUGGAACAUCUGUUCCCCAACACAUUGUACAGUCUCUCCCUCAUUGCCCUCCACGGAGAAGAGGCCAGCGACCCCACAGUCAUCAAUCAAAGCUGGACAAAAUUAAUGCCCGGUUUUAACACAGGGUAGUGCAACCCAAUCAAAGGAGUCGCUCAAUGCAAUUUCCUGCAGCAUAUCACCCUUCAAUGCUCCCAGCACAAAGCUGGUAUUUGCGCAGUCAAGCUUCAAUCUACAUGUACUGCUUCUAAGGCAAUUCAGAUUUCUGUGAAGAAAGAAGACCAUUAUUUUUAAUGACUCUCACUAAAACUGUAAAUGUUUUUGUACUGUCUCUUGAUUAUAGCUUAAAACACAGACAUUUAUCCUCCUAAAAGCAUCCAGGUUACUAGCUGAUAUUACAUUACAUUAGAUGGCAUUUAGCAGACGCUCUUAUCCAGAGCAACGUACAACGAAGUGCAGAUCAAACACAAGUACAAGUGUGAAGAGGACCUGAGAGGACAGUACAGUUCCGAGUCCUAGUGUAAACAUACAGAUAAUCAGAAC